UCGGCGAAGCAAACAGUCGUUGCCUUCGUCUCCGAGGGAAAGACACAACACUCCGCGCAGACGCAUCUCGAUUCUCGACCUCCACCACGAGGAUGGGUCGGGGACGUCGUAGGGCAAUGUUGCAGCUACUGCUGCUGUCUCUUCUUGCCUUCUUGUGCGAGAUUGCAGAGGGAAGCCACCCCUGUGACGGCAUCAGUAAUAACUACAAUGACUGGAUUGGCAGCGCCCGGAACGUGGACGUGGUUGUCGUGGGCGGUGGCAUCGCCGGACUAUCCGCCAUGAAGACGUUUAUGGAGAACCAGGUCCCAAAUGCUGUGCUUCUCGAGGCCCAGGAUUAUUUGGGAGGGCGGGUCAAGACCUACAGGGAAGGCUCCAUUUUGGUCGAGGACGGAGCCGAGUGGAUCAACGGCGGGAGCAGUAAUCGGCUGUAUGGACUCGCCGAAAGGCUUGGAGCGCUCACCCAGCCUCUCCCGGACGCAGAGUACGACUGGCGACUGAAAACGUCGAACGGGAACGACGCCAACGAGGCUGGAUACGACGUCGCCGUGGAAAUAUUCAACGAGUGCGAGGAGGAUUCCGUCCUCAGACAGUACCGCAACACCGGUUACGGACAGUGUUACUCGGAGAGGUUCGACAAACGGUACAAUAAUGGCUUAACCUCCCCGACGGAAAAAAGCGCCUGGAAACACUACCUUCAAAUGUGGGUGCUAAAAGACACGGGUACCAACACCUGGCUGGACCAAUCCGGAAGAGACGCCGAUCGUUUUACUGACUGGGGUGAUGAUCGCUGGAACCAGUGGCGCCAGGGCUUCGAUGCUCUCACGGAACAUCUCAAAGAGUCCAUCCCGACCGACGCGCUCAAGACUUCCUCCCCCGUGUGUAAAGUUUUCUGGGACAAGGACCCAGACGGAAAGGCCCUCGUGGUGACAGCGACCAGGGAGUCCUACUUGGCCUACUACGUCCUCGUCACGGCCUCCGUCGGGCACCUGAAGGAGAGACACUUGCAGCUGUUCGAUCCUCCCCUCCCGGCUGGUUACCAAAGUAACCUGAAUAGGAUCGAGCUUGGCGUAGCAGACAAGGUCCAACUUGGCUGGCAGGAGCCGUGGUGGGAUAAGGCUCAGUCGAGGCCCCUGGACCUACACAUCAUCUUCAACAAGUUUGAACUUCCUUCUGAAAAGUCGUGGCUGUACGGCAUCAUGGAGUUUCUGAGCAUCCAUCAGCAGACGAAAAUGAUACAGGCGUUUGUGACGGGAGACAAGGCGCGGCAAAUGGAGAAUUUGUCGAGUGAUGUUGUCAAACAGCAUCUUCUCGAGCACCUCCGUCGAGUCACUAAGCAAGAUGUUCCUGAGCCUACCUUUUUCAGGAGGAGCAAGUGGGGACAGAACAUCUGGAUGAGAGGUUCCUACAAUUCUUACAUUCCAGUCCAAGGAGACAAAGCAGGUCUGAGGUCCAGAGCACCCUUGGCUCAACCAAUCACCAAUUCGAAAAACGGCAAAGUCAUCCACUGGGCAGGAGAACACACCAGCGAUACACGGUACGGUACCGUGGACGGUGCAAUGGACAGCGGGGAGACGGCAGCCUUUGCAAUUAUCGACGACAUGGACAGUCUAGCCUAGAUCUUGAAUUCUUUUUCGGAGCGAGGCUGAGAAUCCCCUUGUCUAGUCUUGGCAGGAAAAAUUUAACAUCGGGGGAAAAAUUAACAUUGAUGAUAAAUUCACAUUAGACCGACACGGUAGGGGGAAAUUAACAUCGGUGGGGGGUGGGGUAGCAAUUAACAUUCGAGGUAACAUAUGAAAAUUGUUAACACUGGAGGAACAUCAACAGCUAAGGUAAGAAAUUAGCAUUGAAAAAGUUUAACCAAAUUAGAAAAAUUAACAUUAAAAUAUCAACAGGAUGGAAAUAUAGAAUUCUGAUUGAAACAUUAUCAUCAUAGGAAAAAUUUAGCGUAAGAAAACUUCAACAUCAAAAGGUAUAAAUCAACACUGAUAUUGAAUUUAAUAAAAUGGGAAUAUUGAAUCUAAUAAACAUGGGAGUAUUGAAUUUAAUAAACAUGGGAAAAUUAACAUUGAGUAAAAUCUCACUAUUGUUUCGACAACCUCACAUCAUUGACCAAUGAUUCCCAAUAUUCUCUAAUAAUAUUUUAUUGGAAAUUUUACUUUAUAGCCUUUUAGAACAAAUCUUCAGCAUAUCACUGAUGCAUUAAAUUGUAAAUUGG
Macrobrachium nipponense is the source of this 2215-nucleotide messenger RNA. RefSeq names its product spermine oxidase-like. Lineage: Eukaryota; Metazoa; Arthropoda; Malacostraca; Decapoda; Palaemonidae. Bases 93 to 1616 code for a protein of 507 amino acids. Gene Ontology annotation, molecular function: polyamine oxidase activity. The record is from RefSeq and is a predicted model, not a curated record. The transcript is spliced from 12 exons.